ACCCUUCACGUUGCUAUGAGUGUCGUGGAGUCGACGUGGGUGCCCGGGCAGUUGUUUGCGACUCACUGGGGGAGGGUUUUUUUGCGUUGCUACGUCUAACAAACACACGCGCACACACAGAGACCCAUCGCCCGUCGACUCCCGCACAGCUUCUCAAGGGCGACAUCCCCCAAAGUUUCGUGGGAAGAUAUUCCACACGGGACAGGGCUGUGUGUCUCUGUGUCUCUGUGUGUGCAGGGCUGUGUGUCUCUGUGUCUCUGUGUGUGCAGGGCUGUGUGUCUCUGUGUGCGCGCAUGGCCGUGCUGUGCCCAGGCUGGGCCCUGGUAGUCCUCGGCACGCUGAGUGUCGCCUCGGGGGUGGUCGCCUUCUUCCCAGGCCUGAGUCUGCAGCUGCAGGCCUACGUGGCGUGGAGCUGCCGCGUGGCCUGCCCCGUGUGGGCCGGCCUGCUGGCCGUGUGCGCUGGCGCUGUCACUGUGAGAUCCGGGCUCAGGAAGCGGACACGUUCACUGGCCGAGGCUUCGUGCGCUCUCUGCGUGCUGAGCGCGGCUGCCAGCGUCCCCCACCUGUCCCUGGCCCUCUCCUCGCUGCUCAUGGGCCCCCUGUGCCGCUACUCGCACGCCGGCGUGGCCGGGACGGCCUACCUGGGCCAGGCCGUGCGGUGGCCCUACCCCUACGCUCUGUGGCAGGAGACAAGGACGUUCUGUGUGGAGCCCCUGGGGGCCGAGUGGCAGCACCUGGCCCUGCAGGUGCUGGACGUGGCCCUGUCCAGCUCCGAGCUCGCGCUGGCGAUCACCGCCGGCGUCUCCCAGGGGCGCCGCCUGGUCGCCUCACGGGUACCACAGCCCCUACAGAGUCUGUCUGUCUGA
Petromyzon marinus (sea lamprey) is the source of this 866-nucleotide messenger RNA. NCBI's taxonomy places the organism in Eukaryota, Metazoa, Chordata, Hyperoartia, Petromyzontiformes, Petromyzontidae. The record is from RefSeq and is a predicted model, not a curated record.